Molecule: messenger RNA, 567 nt
Organism: Clunio marinus
Lineage: Eukaryota; Metazoa; Arthropoda; Insecta; Diptera; Chironomidae
Source: the annotation of a GenBank genome assembly
AUGGCUUCGAUUAUUUUCACCUUUACUUUCAUCGCUGCUGCAAGCGCAUAUGCAGCUACUAGUUAUGUAAAGAGAUACGACAAUGUGCAAAGCAAUUAUCAUCAAGCACCUCUUCUGAUUUCUCAACCCAUUCAACCUUUAAUUCAUCAUCAUCAAGCUGUUCCAAUUCAACAAAGUUAUGUACCAAUUCAAUCAGGGCACUCUGGAUAUUCUGGAUAUGGAAGUCAAGGCGGUUAUGGUGGUGGAUAUGCUGGUGGAUAUCAAGAUUAUUAUUCUUAUCCCAAAUACAAGUUCGAAUAUGGAGUGAAAGAUCCACAUACUGGUGACCAUAAAAGUCAAUGGGAAGUUCGUGAUGGAGAUGUAGUGAAAGGUGAAUACUCUUUAGAUGAAGCUGACGGAACAAAACGAGUUGUUCAAUACACAUCCGACAAGCAUAAUGGAUUCAAUGCAGUCGUUAAGAAGAUUGGACAUGCUCAUCAUCCACAAGUCUAUCACCAACAACCAUACCAUCAAGGUUACGCCAAUGGAUACAAUCAAAUUUAUGCUACUGGCCAACACCUUUAUUAG